UGACUGAUCGAGAGAUAUCGUGGUGUGACGAAACAGCAAUGGGCCUUGAGGGGCUGCUAAACACCCUUGAUUUGCAUUCCAAAAGGUCGUGUUUCUCCAGAAUUAGUCCGCGACCGAAAAGAAUUUAUUAAUCAUCCCAUAAUCCAAACAGCAGUUCAACGAAAAAGUGUGGAAUCGCGUCGAAAAGUAGAAAAGCGCAAAACGGGGGAUUUUGACAAUUUAAAUCGUUAUGGAUUUUAAUGGAAAAUAGCAGAAGACAUGGACUACGGUUGAGAUGGCGAACUCUUGAGAUAAAAUCACGGUUUUCUCACGUCCAGCGACUGGGCUAUUUAUCGUUUAUCAACGUAAGCUCUUGACCCUGGAGAAACGAAAUAUCAUGAGCCGGUCCAUUUUACGAAGACGAACUUUUCACGCGAAAAAAGCUAAUUUGUUUGAUCCAGCUUCAGUGAUGGCUCCAGUUCUAAAAGCUUCGCUGGAAAAGGAGCCGAGCAGUAAGAAGUUUAUGAAGGCCGUGCGGACUAAAUCUAGUGUUAUGAGCAGCUCGGUGGAAACUUCAGUUCCACAAUCGCCUUCACAGCGGCGCAAGGCUGGUGGACUCGUGCAGCGCUCCUUUAGUUUGCGGGUUGGCUCAGCCAAAGAUGAAGAUUUUGCCAAAAAGUAUCGCAUCGUGCCUACACCAGUCAAAAAGCGUGCGAAUAAGCUAUGGAGCGACACAGUCUCCAAGGGCCAUGUGCAGACGCUCUCGCCGAUGCAGCUAAGAAGGCAGGAGGCCAUAUACGAGCUGUCGUCAGGCGAAGAAGAUGUUGUCUCAGAUCUUACCAUGAUGCAAGAGGUGUAUUAUAAGCCCAUGUACAAGUUAAAGCUUAUGAGUGAAUACGAAUUCACGACGAUAUUCGGCUACAUAGAGACUUUAUUGGAAAUUCACAGUGACAUUAUUGUCAAGUUAAAAGCCGCUAGAUCAUCCGCAGAUGGUAUGACGGAUAGUAUAGGACAAAUCAUGUUAGAAUGGUUCCCUAGAUUGAGUUGUUACGUCAAGUACUGCGCAAACCAGUUCGAGGCCAAGGCCAUGUUAGAUGAGAAGAUGAAGAGCGAUAACAACGUCAAGGAUUUCCUCCAGAGAUGUCAAGCCUCACCUUUCAGUCGCAAGUUGGAUUUAUGGAGUUUUCUUGAUUCCCCGCGCAGUCGCUUGGUCAAGUAUCCUCUCAUGCUCAAGAGUAUUAUGAAACUAACUCCAAGAGAUCACCCAGACCGCAAACUAUUGGAAGAUGCAAUCGCAUGCAUAGAAACAAUCAUCGAAGACGUUGAUCAAAAGACGGGCGAAGCAAAGUGCCAGUGUGUUCUGAGCAGGAUUGUCUUCCUCUAUGACAAUCAGAUGUGCCCAGAGCUUUUCAAAUCAAAAAGACUCCUUUGCAGUGGAGUACUGAAAAAUAAACACGGAACUAAACUACAUGCAUUUCUAUUUGAGAAAGUCUUCCUACUCACGCGGCCAGCAACAAGGGGUGGCAGGUCAAGUUACCAAGUGUUUACAGAGCCAUUGCUGGCAGAGUAUCUUUUUGUUGAGGAUUUGCCAGAUGGUGACGUCAGGCUCGGAGGGUCAUUCAAGACAGCAAUAUCAAGACUAGCAACCUGUAAGAAUGCUAAAGGAGUUAUCAGUCUGAUUAAGAGACCACGAUCAAGGAACGUCUUAAGAAUCUCAAGUACUGACCGACACAAUGGGCAGUCUCACACACUGCAAGCAUCCAGCGAGCCGGACAAAAGGCAAUGGCUAAAUGCUUUACGAAGUAUAGUGAGCAGUGAGAAUUAUAAGACUUUUAUAUAAUAGUUUUCCACGUAGAAUAAUUCUAGUAGCCUCCAAUGCAUGCACAACUAUCUUGUGCUGGGGAUUCAUUUCCAAGGGAAAUGUUUUUUGUACAUUUUCAUACAUUGUACAUUUUUUCUCAUUUCGAUAAAAGACCUUGAAGGUGGAAGAAUAGAAAGAAUUGGCUGGUAUGCUGUGAUAAAAUUAUACUAGUAUCUUUGAUAGCAGAGCAACUACAUAACAGACCUUGACUGUCUAUAUGCCUACAUUAUAAGUUUCUUACACAUUUUGUAACAGCCCUGAGUUCCAGACAAACAAAUGCUAAUCAAGGGCAAGUGGAAGCGCUUGGCCUUUUCUUUACAUCUUGGGUUUGACCAGUCUGGCAACCAGAGUUAUUCAAUACACUACACUGACAGAAUAGCUGGUAAGAUAAGCUGAUGCUUAUUGAAUUUUAAACAAUCACAAUUGUCAACACUUAUGUGCCAAAAUCUUGGACUCUAUUUGUCUUUUGUUUGUGAGGGGAUAUCUCAAGAGGGAACCCCCUGAUGACACCUGUACCUUGUUUUUCUAAAUUCUCUGAAUUCUCAGUAGCUAAGACAUUUUCUAUGAAUAGAAAAUGGUUCGACAGUGUCUAAUGUCCUCUCCCUUGACCAAUAUUAUACCAAAUCAUUUUCUGAAAGCAUUUAGUAAAAUACUUUAGCCCGAUUCCAUGUAAACAGUAAGAUAGCAAGAAAAAAAGAUGGAGUAUCUAGAUAAAGAAACAUUUCCCAGUUAUUAACAUUUAUGAAAGUAUGUUUUCCAGAUGAUAUAUUUUUUAUUACCUGCUUUAUAAACAAGAAUAUUUGCAAAAUAACGAAUGGUAAAAAAAUAAGAAUUCUUUUGAGAAUAAGUGGCAAUUUAUUAGGGAAGGAGGGGUCAUUGAAGCACAUGACGUAAUGCUACCCUUUCUUCAAUUCCCUCCAUAACAGCAAACCAUAUAGACUGUUAUGAUACAUGAAUAGGAAUAUGGACUACUAGCUUAGUUUGUGAAAAUAUUCAAAUAAGUAGGAUCUGUUAAAUGCAGGCAACUGUGAUAAAACAGUGUCUGUUUUUAAUUACAAGAUAGUUAAUGUCCAUAUAAUUUAUGUACAACAUGGAACAUUGUAAGACAGUUAUUCCCCGAGUCAGAUUGGCUGCAUAUCUUGUUAAAGGCUAGAGAUACCAAAUUCUUAGCCCACAUUGAGUAAAUGUUACAGCAAAAUACUUUGUAACAGCUGGCACUACUAAAAAAAAGGCUGUCUUGGCCUUAAUUAACAAAACACUAGUAUUUGACAUUUUUUGUCUCUAAGUCAAAUACCACUGUUCGAUUCUUCUCAGGUGUUCAUUCUCAGUUCUCAACUACUUGGGUGUGAUGAUUAUCUGGCUAAAUCUACUGUUAGUUAAAUUUAUACUGUAAAUAGUCUAAUUAUAUAGUUAUAUGUACAAAUGAUGUGAUGAUGGCAAUAAAAAAGAGAAAAUAUG
Molecule: messenger RNA, 3298 nt
Organism: Nematostella vectensis (starlet sea anemone)
Lineage: Eukaryota; Metazoa; Cnidaria; Anthozoa; Actiniaria; Edwardsiidae
Product: neuroepithelial cell-transforming gene 1 protein
Exons: 16
Coding region: 377-1819 (480 amino acids)
Biological process (GO): positive regulation of Rho protein signal transduction
Molecular function (GO): guanyl-nucleotide exchange factor activity
Source: RefSeq, a predicted model, not a curated record